AUGGCGACACAGCAGUUGCUGCCCAGAAUGAAAACAGUCAACAUAGAACAGGGGAGGGAGGGUACAGUUGAUGUUUUGAAAGUGCUUCAAAUUCCCUCCCUCCCAGAAGGCGUGCAGCAGGUUCCCGGCUUUUGUACCUCCCAUCGUGCUGGCAUUUCUGAUCAUGCAUAUAGCAUCAGCAAGAUGGCUCAGAUCUCUGCCCCAACCAAGCAACUUUUUUCAGGUUCCUUCCCAGAGGAUUUCUCCAUCAUGACAACAGUGAAGGCCAAAGCUGGUCUUCAGGCCUUUCUGUUGUCCAUCUACAGUGAACAAGGAGUGCAGCAGCUUGGAGUGGAGUUGGGUCACUCACCUGUUUUCUUGUAUGAGGACCAGAGCCGCAUGCCUGCCCCUGGAGAAUACCCAUUGUUCAAAGGUGUCAACCUGGCUGAUGGCAAGUGGCAUCGCAUUGCUAUCUCUGUACAAAAGAAAAAUGUUACUCUUCUCCUUGACUGCAAGAAACACAUGACCAGGCCCCUUCGUAGAAGUAACAAGCCAGUGGUGGACACCAAGGGUAUCACUGUAUUUGGUGCCCGUCUAUUAGAUGAGGAGGUCUUCCAGGGUGACAUUCAACAGCUACUGAUUGCCUCCAACCCCCAGGCAGCCUAUGACUUCUGUGAGCAUUAUAGUCCUGACUGUGACUCUACUCUCCCCAAAUUCCAGGCCCAGGAUCCAAAAACUUACUUCUUUGAUGAAGAACAAGAUGGUCAUUCCCUUUAUAUGGAUCAGGUGCAGGGGACUGUGGUAGGUGAAGAGGUAGAGGAGACCAAAACAGGUGGCAUGAAGGGAUCUAAAAAAAAAGACAAAGCUGAAGAGUAUGUGACUGGAAACUUUGACAUGAAGGAAUAUGAAUAUUACUACAAGGACUACAAUGAACCUAUUUCCAAGGGGAGGACAGAUAGUGGUGUGGGUUUACUAACACAGACAAGGGGGGUUCCUGUAAGAGCCCAGAAGGGAGAAAAGGGAGAGCCUGCAGUUCUUGAGCCUGGCAUGCUGAUUGAAGGACCAGCAGGACAAGAAGGACCAGCAGGUUUCCCUGGUCCUCCUGGCUCUCCUGGACUGCCUGGGUCUGUGGGUGAUCCAGGAGAGAGAGGUCCACCUGGGAAAGCUGGUCUUCCUGGGGCUGAUGGUGCACCUGGGCCAACAGGGACAUCUGUCAUGCUUCCUUUCCGCUUUGGACAAAGUGGAGGGGACAAAGGCCCCAUCGUCUCAGCACAGGAGGUUCAGGCUCAGGCCAUUCUGUCUCAGGCUCGGUUGGCUUUAAAGGGCCCUCCUGGACCAAUGGGCUUUACUGGACGACCUGGAUCCCUGGGUGCACCUGGCAGUUCUGGUUUAAAGGGAGACAGUGGAGAUCCUGGUUUCCAGGGUCCCAGAGGUCCUCAAGGGUUAGCAGGUCCUCCUGGCAAGCCUGGUAAAAGGGGCCGAUCUGGUGCCGAUGGUGCUCGUGGAAUACCAGGAGAAACUGGAAUUAAGGGUCAGCGUGGCUUUGAUGGAUUGCCUGGUCUGCCAGGAGACAAGGGGCAUAGAGGGAAUCAAGGAGAAAUGGGACCACCAGGACCUCAGGGAGAGGAUGGAGAAAGAGGAGAUUAUGGAGAUGUUGGGCCUAGAGGUCUUCCAGGUGAACCAGGGCCUCGGGGAUUGCUGGGACCCAAAGGCCCAUCUGGAAUCUCUGGACCUCCAGGAGUACGCGGAGGUGAUGGUCUUAUUGGGCCAAAGGGAAACUUGGGACCUCAAGGAGAGCCAGGCCCCCCAGGUCAGCAGGGAACCCCAGGAACACAGGGAAUGCCUGGUCCUCAGGGUGCUGUUGGACCACCAGGAGAAAAGGGACCUACAGGAAAACCAGGUCUGCCAGGCAUGCCCGGAGCCGAUGGUCCUCCUGGUCACCCAGGAAAGGAAGGCCCAGCUGGAACUAAAGGAAAUCAGGGACCUAGUGGCCCUCAAGGUGCUAUUGGCUAUACUGGCCCUCGUGGAGUUAAGGGUAUACAAGGUAUACGUGGACUAAAGGGUCAUAAGGGAGAGAAGGGUGAAGAUGGUUUUCCUGGAAUCAAGGGAGACCUUGGUUUAAAGGGAGACAGGGGAGAAGUAGGUGUUUCAGGCCCCAGAGGAGAGGAUGGUCCUGAGGGUCCAAAAGGUCGUGUUGGUCCUCCUGGUGAAAAUGGACCUAUUGGCCUAGUUGGAGAUAAGGGUAAACUUGGUGUCCCUGGGCUGCCUGGCUAUCCUGGAAGACAAGGACCAAAGGGCUCGCUUGGUUUUCCAGGAUUCCCUGGUGCAAAUGGAGAGAAGGGUGCGAGGGGCCUUAUAGGAAAGACUGGGCCAAGAGGGCAAAGAGGACCAGCAGGACCCAGAGGACAGAGGGGGGCACAUGGAUCUACUGGAAAAGCAGGUGCAAAGGGUUCAUCAGGUAAUGACGGGGCCCCUGGGCCACCAGGAGAAAUGGGAUUACCAGGACCUCAAGGAGCAAAUGGAUUUCCAGGGCCUAAGGGACCUUCUGGACCUCCAGGAAAAGAUGGACUGCCUGGACACCCUGGACAAAGAGGUGAAGUUGGAUUCCAAGGCAAGAUUGGGCCUCCUGGGCCUCCUGGCAUUGUUGGACCUCAGGGUCCCACUGGGGAGACUGGCCCUGUAGGAGAGCGUGGCCAUCCUGGACCCCCCGGGCCACCAGGCGAGCAAGGUCUUUCUGGCCCUUCUGGUAAAGAAGGAAUCAAAGGAGACCCUGGUCCUCCUGGUGGUCCUGGAAAAGAUGGACCCCCUGGACUGCGAGGUUUUCCUGGAGAACGAGGACUUCCAGGACUAUCGGGUGGAGCUGGACUGAAAGGAAAUGAAGGACCAGCAGGACCUCCUGGACCAGCUGGUUCACCAGGUGAGAGAGGACUUGCAGGCACAGUUGGUCCUAUAGGCCCACCUGGAAGACCUGGACCACCUGGCCCCCCUGGAUCUGCGGGGGAGAAAGGAGUGACUGGGGAGAAAGGCCCAGCUGGUCCAUCAGGCCGUGAUGGCAUUCAAGGCCCAGUUGGUCUGCCAGGCCCUGCUGGCCCCCCAGGUGUUUCAGGAGAGGAUGGUGAUAAGGGUGAAGUUGGAGAACAUGGACAAAAGGGGGCAAAAGGAGCCAAAGGAGAACAAGGACCUCCUGGUCCACCUGGGCCAAUGGGCUCUGUUGGACAGCCUGGUGCUCCUGGUGUUGAUGGUGAAACAGGUGCCAGAGGUCAGCAGGGUCUAUUUGGUGCCAAAGGAGAUGAAGGAAUAAGAGGAUUUCCUGGGCCUCCAGGCCCUAUUGGACUACAGGGAUUUCCAGGUACAGCUGGAGAAAAGGGUGAGACAGGAGAUGUUGGACCUCUGGGUCCUCCUGGACCCCCUGGACCUCGUGGCCCAGCUGGUCCUAAUGGUGCUGAUGGUCCCCAAGGUCCUCCAGGAGGUUUGGGUAACCCAGGUCCCCCUGGUGAAAAGGGUGAACCUGGUGAAAGUGGACCAGCUGGUAUUGGUGGAGUGCCAGGAAAAAAGGGCCCAAAAGGAGAACGUGGUGAGAAAGGCGAGGCUGGACAGCCAGGCACAGCUGGUUCUCCUGGUGGUAGGGGACCCCCCGGAGAUGAUGGUCCCAAAGGAAAUCCUGGACCUGUUGGUUUUCCUGGUGAUCCUGGUCCCCCUGGAGUAGCUGGACCUAGAGGACAAGAUGGAGCAAAGGGAGACAGAGGAGAGGAUGGUGAACAAGGAGAAGUGGGCUCUCCAGGACCUCCUGGUGAAAAUGGACCACCUGGGACUACUGGAAAGAGAGGUCCUCCAGGAGCAAGAGGACCUGAAGGACGUAUGGGUGAAAAAGGAAGCAAGGGUACACAAGGAGCUGGUGGGCCACCAGGAAGAACAGGUCCAGUGGGACAACAAGGUCUUCCUGGAAAGCCAGGAACAGAAGGGCUAAGAGGGCUGCCAGGUUCAGUGGGGGAACAAGGUGCUCCUGGUCCUGCAGGCGAGAAAGGACCUCCUGGACCCAUUGGUCCUUUGGGUUUACCUGGUCUGCAUGGAGACCUUGGUGUGAAAGGUGAGAAAGGACAUUCAGGUAUGAUUGGUCUAAUUGGACCUACAGGAGAACAGGGAGAAAAGGGAGACAGAGGUCUGCCUGGCCCCCAAGGAUCGCCUGGGCCCAAGGGAGAAACUGGAAUUCCUGGUGGAACUGGCCCUCUAGGUCCAGCUGGUUCUCCUGGUUCACCAGGUCCAAGAGGUUACAAGGGAGUUAAGGGUUCUUUGGGUGGUGCUGGCCCUAAGGGAGAGAGAGGUGUACAAGGACCACCAGGGCCUCCUGGACCACCUGGUGAUGUUAUUCAGCCCCUACCUAUUCAUAUCUCUAAAAAAUCCAAGCGUUCCAUUGAUGCUAGUAAGAUGUUCUCUGAUAUGGAAUCCGAGGUUUUCCCACCCACUGACAAAGGCAAUAGUAUUCUUACUGGAAAUGAAGACAUGCAGGAAAUCUUUGGCUCUUUACAUUCCCUUCAUGAGGAUAUUAGAAGUAUGCGUUUCCCCCUUGGAACAAAGGAAAGUCCAGCCCGCACCUGUCAGGACCUCUAUCUUAGUCAACCAGGAUACAUGGAUGGUGAAUACUGGAUUGAUCCAAACCAGGGCUGCACUCGUGACUCUUUUAAGGUCUACUGCAACUUUACAGCUGGUGGGGAGACAUGCCUGUACCCUGCUAGGGAAGUCAAGAAUGUGAACAUGAACUCUUGGCCAGUGAAGAAGUCUGGGUUAUGGUAUAGUCAGUUUGCUAAAGGAAGCAAGCUUUCUUAUGUAGAUGCAAAUGGUGAUUCAGUGGGUGUAGUGCAGCUGGGUUUCCUAAGGCUGCUUAGUGUUCGAGCUCAUCAGAACUUCGUCUAUCACUGCCACAACUCAGUGGCUUGGGCUGACAAAGCUGCUGACAACGUUUAUCAGAGGGCAUUGCAUUUCCUGGCUGCUAAUAAAGAAGAGCUUAGUCAGAAGAGUUGUCCCUAUAUCAUGGCACUUGUUGAUGGCUGUUCUUAUCGCAAAGGUUAUGGAAAAACAAUCCUACAGAUAAAUACACCACAAGUGGAGCAGCUUCCUCUCUUGGACAUUAAGAUCACUGACUUUGAGGAACACAAUCAGAAGUUUGGUUUUGAAGUGGGACCUGCCUGUUUUCUAGGAUAA
Molecule: messenger RNA, 5178 nt
Organism: Trichomycterus rosablanca
Lineage: Eukaryota; Metazoa; Chordata; Actinopteri; Siluriformes; Trichomycteridae
Gene: col11a2
Product: collagen, type XI, alpha 2
Exons: 63
Coding region: 1-5178 (1725 amino acids)
Biological process (GO): cartilage development; collagen fibril organization; sensory perception of sound
Cellular component (GO): collagen trimer
Molecular function (GO): extracellular matrix structural constituent conferring tensile strength
Source: RefSeq, a predicted model, not a curated record